UCUGGCCUGACUCCCCCUUCAUCCCUGCAUUGCUCCCUCCUCUCCCUCCUGCGCAGGCACCUGGCGGCCCCCCCCACGCCCGACGGCUCCCCCAGGCACCGCCCGGGGCAGGCAGGGCGCUCGGCCGGCUCCCCCUCGCCCGGAUUUCGGCCAACUCUCCUCCCCGCCACAACUUUAGCAUGAUGUCUUAUCUUAAGCAACCACCUUAUGCAGUCAAUGGCCUGAGUCUCACAACCUCGGGCAUGGAUUUGUUGCAUCCGUCCGUCGGUUAUCCCGCCACCCCGCGAAAGCAGCGGCGGGAGCGCACGACCUUCACCCGGGCGCAGCUGGAUGUGCUGGAGGCUCUUUUCGCCAAGACGCGCUACCCCGACAUCUUCAUGCGGGAGGAGGUGGCCCUGAAAAUCAACCUGCCCGAGUCCAGAGUGCAGGUGUGGUUUAAAAACCGCCGAGCCAAGUGCCGGCAGCAGCAGCAGCAGCAGCAGAACGGGGGCCAGAACAAGGUGCGGCCGGCUAAAAAGAAGAACUCGCCAGCCCGGGAAGUGAGUUCGGAGAGCGGGACCAGCGGGCAGUUCACUCCCCCCUCCAGCACCUCAGUCCCCACCAUUUCCAGCAGCAGCGCCCCCGUGUCCAUCUGGAGCCCAGCGUCCAUCUCCCCGCUCUCAGACCCCCUGUCCACCUCUUCCUCCUGCAUGCAGAGAUCCUACCCCAUGACCUACACCCAGGCAUCAGGCUACAGCCAAGGAUACGCUGGAUCGACCUCCUAUUUCGGAGGGAUGGACUGUGGAUCUUACUUGACCCCUAUGCACCACCAGCUCCCCGGGCCGGGGGCCACCCUGAGUCCCAUGGGUGCCAACGCGGUCACCAGCCACCUCAACCAGUCUCCAGCCUCCCUCUCCACCCAGGGCUACGGAGCCUCCAGUUUGGGCUUUAACUCCACCACCGAUUGCUUGGAUUAUAAAGACCAAACCGCCUCCUGGAAGUUAAACUUCAAUGCUGACUGCUUGGAUUAUAAGGACCAGACAUCGUCAUGGAAGUUCCAGGUUUUGUGAAGAACCUUUGUGGUACCGAGAGAAAUCGCGACGAGAGCGAACAGGCUGGGCUGAGCGCUCCAGUUUUAGUCAGGUCUUGGUUAAAUUAAAGAGAAAAAUAACUCCACGGACAAACAAACGAACAAAAAAAAAAAAAAACUGACGGCAACAAGAGGGGGACAGUGUUGGUGUGAUCCCGUUCAGACUCAUCUCCUGCUCAGACGCUCUGGAAAAGGAAUAAUAAAGAGGAAAAACGGAGGAGGAAGGCCUUAAACGGACAGAUCAUCUAGUGAGCAGAAACCAGACAGACCCAUCUGUGUUCUUUCUAGUUUUAGCCAAUUGUUGGGUUUCUUUGUUUGGAAGAGGUGGGAGAUCUUCCCACCUGCGGGCCAGUUUUAAGAAAAAAAA
This is a messenger RNA of Ficedula albicollis (Collared flycatcher), 1436 nucleotides long. It is a transcript of the gene OTX2, whose product is annotated as orthodenticle homeobox 2. The transcript has 3 exons. Bases 180 to 1049 code for a protein of 289 amino acids. Gene Ontology annotation, cellular component: nucleus. Gene Ontology annotation, molecular function: DNA-binding transcription factor activity, RNA polymerase II-specific; RNA polymerase II cis-regulatory region sequence-specific DNA binding. The record is from RefSeq and is a predicted model, not a curated record. Lineage: Eukaryota; Metazoa; Chordata; Aves; Passeriformes; Muscicapidae. Gene Ontology annotation, biological process: regulation of transcription by RNA polymerase II; multicellular organism development.